Messenger RNA from Spathaspora passalidarum NRRL Y-27907, 1436 nucleotides. RefSeq lists its product as uncharacterized. Gene Ontology annotation, biological process: maintenance of rDNA; regulation of exit from mitosis. The transcript has a single exon. The record is from RefSeq and is a predicted model, not a curated record. Bases 27 to 1385 code for a protein of 452 amino acids. NCBI's taxonomy places the organism in Eukaryota, Fungi, Ascomycota, Pichiomycetes, Serinales, Debaryomycetaceae.
ACACGUCCACAAUACAAUAAACAACCAUGUCCAAGAAGAAGUUCAUCCGUCGUCAGCUGUUUAUAUCCAAAAUCCAAUCAUUCCCCUUUGACUUAUACUUGUAUGUCAACGAAGUAAUCACGUCCAUAGACUGGAACAGUGUUGAGUCUAUACAUAUAGCAAACACCUUGGGUAUAUCGUUAACCCUACUCGAUCUAGCUAUCGUGUCUUUGCUAAACUACUAUAACUCCAUCAACAGCAAAUCAAAUAACUUGCUAUUCAAGUCAAACUAUUACGAUUACCAGUAUUUGAAAAAACAUCUCAGUACCAGCCCCAAGUUUACACACUAUGACGUCACCGCUUCGUUCACAUGGGUGUUGUCAUUGCUAUCUAAUGCCAUUACCGUCGCUAGCAUUGCCAAUUUCAUCUUGUUGAUCAAAUCAUCCAGAAAGUACGGAUUGUUGUAUUUGACAGAAAAUAACAAGUCAACGACAGUCUACAAAACAAGCACCACGGAUUGGCUCGGGUUUCUUGAUUCAUUGUUUGUCAAGUUGUUCGGUAAGGAAGAAGAUGUAACGCAAAGCUCUAUCGAUCAGACCCAUGAUACCACUGUUGUCGAAGAAGACACGUACUAUAUGAACACUUGGGAUCCUAACAAGUUCACGUUACAUUUAUUUAUUACCUUGAAUCCGUUGAAUAUAUUCAUUAUACACAUAUCUUCGUUAUUGAUCUCGUUAGCAGUAAUGGUGAUACAAGUUACUAUGUCCUGGUUAAUCAUCUCGAAAUUCAAUCAGUUGAUCAUUGAUAAACAAAUCAUUUAUCAAGAAAUGUUUAAAGAGUACAAUAAUAAGUUUGUCAACCCAAAGUUGAACAUUUUAAAGAAAGACGUGGCUAUUGAUGCUACAAAGGGACCCUAUGAUACCACAGUAUUAACCGAUAAACAGCCAUACUUGCUAUCCAAGACUAAAAAGUUUGUCACUCAUGAUGCAAGAGGAAAGGAAGUGGUGGAAUACGGAAAUGUGGAUGUGCCCAAGUUUACAAUUAUUGACCAGUCCACCCUUGCUUCAUUCACUACUCAUGACCAUGAUGAUUUGAACUUUGAGGAACGUGGAGAAGAACCAUGGUAUACUUCGUCAACGCCAUAUCAACCAAAUCUGCAGAAAAUAUCCCAAUCGACACCAAACAGGUUGAUAUCCCCACAAAGGUUAAAUAUGAGUAAUCGUCCUGUGCUAGGGUAUAACAGCGAGUCUAGUCGACGUAAUAGCUUCACAUCGCCUUCACCGGUACGGAUGGGGGUUAGAUCAGGUACGAUAUCUCCAAGAAGAUCUCCAUUUAGAUCUCCAAGUCCCCAGAGGUAUGACAGAUAUGACCCUGCGUAUGAUCGUUACUAUUAUGAUAAUCUAUAGUUGUACAGUUCAAUAUAUAUGUAUAUAUGUAAUUUAUGACCUAUAAAUCAU